Messenger RNA from Suillus paluster, 192 nucleotides. RefSeq lists its product as uncharacterized. The transcript has a single exon. The record is from RefSeq and is a predicted model, not a curated record. NCBI's taxonomy places the organism in Eukaryota, Fungi, Basidiomycota, Agaricomycetes, Boletales, Suillaceae. The annotation marks the transcript as partial.
CUUGCGCAAGUCCUUGUUCACCAUGGGCUUUUCCCCACUGCACCUUCUCAACCAUGCAUGGCCAUUUCUGUCAAUCUCCUCACAUUCUAUUGUGCCCUAUUUGAGCACUCAUGCAAUGCUAUCCUUGCUCUUGCCUCUGCCCUCAAAACCCAUUAUGCCCACAGAUGUUUUCAGAUGAUCAAUGCAGAUGUG